AUGGCGGCUUCCACAUCCCAGGUUUGUAUCAUUCCUGGCGGCGCAGCCUUCUCAGAAUUUCGCCGUCAGGCUCUCGCAUCUCUCAUCGGCGCAAACGAUGUCCAGGGACAGUAUAUCCAUUAUGUCGAGCUUAACGCCCCUUUGGAUACCGAGAGUCAAGCACUUUUGGAGAAGCUGUUGACCAAUGGCCAGCAUGGGGAAGUGGCGGAGAAGGAAGGCGCAUCAUCCACAGUCCUCUAUGUCGUCCCUCGACCUGGGACGAUUUCCCCCUGGAGCUCAAAGGCUACCAGCAUCGCCCAUGUCUGCGGUCUACGGAAGGCUAUUGGCAGAAUUGAACGAGGCAUUAGGAUCACCGUGUCUCUUGACGCCGAGAGGUCGUUGGAUGACCCGCGCGCUUUGGACUUCCUUCAUGAUCGCAUGACUGAGACCAUAUCUGAGCAGGAGCCGGACCUCAGUCUGCUCUUCCUACACCAUGAACCCGGGUCGUUGGUGACAUACGAUUUAUACAGUGACGGGCAGUCCCCCAUUAAAAUACUCCAGGACCUCAACAGCCGGCUAGGCCUUGCCCUAGACGCUUCCGAGAUACAAUAUCUGGCCGAGGCCUAUUCGAGGGAUGGUCCUGUUCCGAGGAAUCCCACGGAUGUGGAGCUGUUUAUGUUCGCCCAAGUCAAUUCGGAGCACUGUCGACACAAGAUCUUCAACGCUAGUUGGACCAUUGAUGGCCAACACAAGACCAACACCCUAUUUGGAAUGAUCCGCAAUACGCACAAGCACACUCCAGAGGGCACAAUCAGUGCUUACAGCGACAAUGCAGCUGUAUUGAAAGGAAGUAAUGGAAGUCAAUGGGCGCCUGAUGAUAUAAACGGGCAAUGGAAGUCGACCAAAGAAGGGGUGGAUUUCCUCAUAAAGGUCGAAACGCACAACCACCCUACUGCCGUCUCUCCAUUCCCAGGUGCCGCGACUGGCUCGGGGGGCGAGAUCAGAGAUGAGGGAGCCACGGGUCGGGGAUCGAAACCAAAGGCCGGCCUGGCGGGCUUCUGUGUCUCUGAUCUGCUAAUUCCUGGUCACCGACAACCAUGGGAGCUUGACUAUGGUAAACCUAAUCACAUCGCAAGCAGUCUCGACAUCAUGCUUGAAGCUCCCCUCGGUAGUGCGGCAUUCAACAACGAGUUUGGCCGUCCCUGCACGGCCGGUUACUUUCGAACGCUUCUGGUCGAGAUGAAAACUGGCAAGGAGUCCGCGGAGAUCAGAGGAUACCACAAGCCCAUCAUGAUUGCUGGUGGUGUUGGUACAGUGCGGCCACAGCUUGCCUUGAAAGACCCGGAUAUUGUCCAUGACGGUGCAUUCUUGAUCGUGAUGGGCGGACCAGCCAUGUUGAUCGGGCUGGGCGGCGGUGCAGCGUCCAGUGUCAGCUCAGGGGACGGGUCAGCAGAGCUGGACUUUGCUAGCGUCCAACGUGGAAACCCCGAGAUGCAGCGACGGGCGCAAGAAGUCAUCAAUGCUUGCGCCGCGCUUGGAGACCACAAUCCUAUUCUGUUCAUCCACGAUGUUGGAGCUGGUGGACUUUCAAAUGCACUGCCCGAGCUGGUCAAAGACGUCAAUCUCGGAGCAGAAUUCGAGCUUCGUGAUAUUGACUGUGCAGAUAAAAGCAUGAGCCCGUUGCAAAUAUGGUGCUGCGAGGCUCAGGAGAGAUACGUUCUGGCUGUCGCGCAAGAAGGCAUGAACAAGUUCAGGUCAAUUGCGAAACGCGAGCGUUGCGAGAUAUCUGUGGUCGGAAGAGCCACUCGAAAGCAACAGCUCAAACUGACAGACCGCGAACACCCUGCCAAUGCUCCGAGCCAGCAAGACCCGAUCGAUCUGCCCAUGGAGGUCCUCUUCGGGAAACCUCCUAAGAUGACCCGAGAGGUGACCUCGAGAGAGGUCGACUUGCCUGCAUUUGAUACAAGCUUGAGCAUGUACGUUCCGCAGGCCUCUACCGAUGGGCUUCUCGAAGAGGCUAUCAGCCGGGUUCUGCAAAUGCCAGCAGUUGGCUCCAAAUCUUUCUUGAUCACGAUCGGUGACAGGACUGUUGGUGGCUUGACAGCCAGAGACCAAAUGGUUGGUCCAUGGCAGGUACCCGUCGCAGACGUCUCUGUGACAGCCACAUCUCUCACGACCGGGAUCAAGACUGGCGAAGCGAUGGCCAUGGGCGAGAGACCCACAAUUGCUUUAAUCUCUUCCGCCGCAUCUGCACGCAUGGCGGUGGCUGAGUCCUUGAUGAACCUGACUGCUGCUGAUCUGCCGGACCGUCUGCAGCAGGUCAAACUGUCCGCGAACUGGAUGUCUGCUUCAAGUCACCCGGGCGAAGGCGCUGGGAUCUACGAAGCGGUCGAAGCCCUGGGCAUGGAUCUAUGCCCCAAACUCGGCAUUGCCAUCCCUGUUGGCAAAGACUCGAUGUCGAUGAAAAUGAAGUGGCAAGACCCUCAGUCCAAGGAAGCAAAAGAAGUCACGGCGCCUCUGUCGUUGGUGAUCUCUUCGUUUGCGCCUGUGCUGGAUAUCAAAAAGACAUGGACGCCUCAGCUCCGCCGUUACCACGAAGUCGGCGAGUCGACGUUGUUCUUCGUCGACCUCGGUCUAGCACACCGAUCUCUCGGCGGGUCGAUUCUCGCACAGUCCUUCAAACAAAUUGGCGACGAAGCGCCCGAUAUCCGAUCCGUCGGCCUGUUCAAGGACUUCUUUGACGCGACGCAGCAACUGCACGAGCAAGGGCUGGUGCUUGCAUACCACGACCGCUCCGACGGGGGAUUGUUUACGACGUUGGCGGAGAUGUCGUUUGCCGGGCGCUGCGGAAUCGAGAUCAUGAUCAACGACAUCUGCCCGUCGCCACACACUCCAGACGUAAUAUCGGCUCUGUUCAACGAAGAGCUGGGAGCCGUGUUCCAAGUGCGCAAGGAGGACGAGAACCGAUUCAAAGCGUGCUUCGCGACCUGCGGGCCGCCGCCCGGCUUGAUCCACAAGAUUGGACGGGUAUCCAGCAAAUCCAGCACGCAGAACAUGGCCAUCUACCACGGCGCGAAGCUCAUCUACCGCGGGGCCCGUGGCGAACUACAGCAGAAAUGGUCCAACACGUCGUACUGGAUGCAGCGGCUGCGCGACAACCCUGCCUGCGCGGACGUCGAGUUCGCCGGGAUCCUCAAGGACGCCGACCCCGGCAUCAGCUACAACCUGACGUUCAACCCCAAGGAGAACAUCAACUCGUACAAGACCAAUCUGCUAUCCUUCGUGCGACCGACCGCACGGCCGCGAGUGGCCGUUCUCCGUGACCAAGGAACCAACGGACAGGCAGAGAUGGCGUUUGCCUUGGACGCCGCCGGCUUCACGGUCGUCGACGUGCACAUGUCGGACAUACUGGAUCCGAAGCCGCACCAGACGCAUCUCGGUAUCGACCACGACCUGUCGUCGUUCACGGGCCUCGCGUUGGCCGGCGGCUUCAGUUUCGGCGACUGUCUGGGCGCCGGCCAAGGGUGGGCGAAAUCGAUUCUGUUCCACCCGACGACGCGGCGCAAGUUCGCCGACUUCUUCGCGCGCAAAGACACGUUUGCCCUCGGCGUCUGCAACGGAUGCCAGGUCCUGAGUAAGCUGAAAGAGCUGAUCCCCGGGGCCGAGACCUGGCCAAGCUUCGAGCGCAACGAGUCCGAGCAAUACGAGGCGCGCGUCGCCAUGGUCAAGAUCUCCGACCCGCCCGCCGAGUCGGGCUUGCCGCCCAGCGUCUUCUUCCAUGGCAUGAGCGGCUCCAGUCUGCCCAUCGCCGUGGCGCACGGCGAAGGUCGAGCCUCCUUCACCGCCACGGGGAACAAGGCCCUGGAUGCCUCGCUCGCUGCCGACUUUGCGGAUUCCCAUCUCGCCCCCGUCCGCUUCGUCCACAACAAAACCUUGGCCCCGACCACCACGUACCCGGCCAAUCCGAACGGGAGCCCCGCGGGCAUUGCCGGCGUCCGCAGCCAGGACGGCCGCGUGCUGGCCCUGAUGCCGCAUCCGGAGCGCACCAUCCUCCAGGGCAUCGGCAGCUACAUUCCCGAUGGGAAGAGCGCCGAAUGGGGCGAGUAUGGACCUUGGGAGCGGCUGUUCCAGAGUGCCAGACGGUGGGUGGGUUAG
Capronia coronata CBS 617.96 is the source of this 4134-nucleotide messenger RNA. RefSeq names its product phosphoribosylformylglycinamidine synthase. Lineage: Eukaryota; Fungi; Ascomycota; Eurotiomycetes; Chaetothyriales; Herpotrichiellaceae. The record is from RefSeq and is a predicted model, not a curated record. The transcript has a single exon. The coding region runs from base 1 to 4134 and encodes 1377 amino acids. Gene Ontology annotation, biological process: 'de novo' IMP biosynthetic process. Gene Ontology annotation, molecular function: phosphoribosylformylglycinamidine synthase activity.